UACCUGGUGGUUGUUGUUUAACAUAGAAGAAUGGCGACUUCCAAAGGAGCGAAUACUUAUAACCGGCAGAAUUGGGAAGACGCGGAAUUUCCAAUUUUAUGCCAAACAUGUCUUGGGGACAACCCUUAUAUUCGAAUGACCAAAGAUCGAUUUGGAAAAGAAUGCAAGAUCUGUUCACGUCCAUUUACAGUAUUUCGUUGGUGUCCAGGUGCUCGUAUGCGUUUCAAGAAAACAGAAGUUUGCCAGACAUGUAGUAAGCUGAAAAACAUUUGUCAAACAUGCUUGUUAGAUCUGGAAUAUGGGCUGCCUGUUCAAGUCAGGGAUCAUGCACUAAAUCUGAAAGAUGAAGUGCCAAAGUCAGAUGUGAACAAAGAGUAUUAUUCACAGAAUAUGGAAAGAGAGGUACAAAACUUAGAUGCUACUCAACCAUAUGGAACUUUAUCUAAAGCUCAAGCACCAAGUGAUUUACUCAUGAAAUUGGCCCGCACUACACCAUACUAUAAGCGAAAUCGACCUCAUAUAUGUAGUUUCUGGGUGAAAGGAGAAUGUAAGCGUGGAGAAGAAUGUCCUUACAGACAUGAAAAACCUACAGAUCCAGAUGAUCCACUAGCUGACCAAAAUAUUAAGGAUCGUUACUAUGGUAUCAAUGAUCCUGUGGCUGAUAAGUUGUUGAGAAGGGCAGACACGAUGCCGAAGUUGGAGCCUCCAGAAGAUAUGUUCAUAACAACACUUUAUGUUGGGAAUCUUGGAGAAAAAAUGACUGAGAAAGAUUUAAGAGAUUAUUUUUAUCAGUUUGGUGAGAUUCGAUCUGUUACCAUGGUGUCACGUCAACAGUGUGCUUUUAUACAGUUUACGUCACGAUCUGCUGCUGAGUUGGCUGCCGAACAGUCUUUUAAUAAGCUGAUCUUGUGUGGCCGUAGACUUGUAAUCAAAUGGGGAAGAAGUCAGGCUAAAGCAGCAGCUUCAGCAACCAAGGAAGGAGUGGAAAAGAAAUUAGAACCUGUUCCAGGACUACCAGGGGCUUUACCACCCCCACCAGAGGAGUUGACAAACAACUAUUUCAACCUAACAGAUACAACAAACAUACUUCUACCACCUCCUCCACCACUUCCACCUCCACCAAAUGUAAGCAGGCCACCUUUACCUUCAGCAGGACCAAGGUAUCCACCUCCUCCACCACCAUUUCUGCGACCACCAGGAAUUCCUCCACCUGGGCCACCACCUGCACUUCGACCUAUUGGAAUGUUUCCUCCUCCACCUCGUAUACCACCUCCUUCUGCUCCUCCAAGACCUCCACCAGGUACAUCAGUACAAAGCCAAGCUAUCAAGGCUCCACCAACGCAUCCAGCAAUACACUAUCCAUCACAGGAUCCUCAAAGAAUGGGUUCUGCUGGACCAGCAGAUGAUUAGCAUUUAUUUGAUCAUGCCAUACGAGUCUAUAGUUAAACUCUUGUACAUUCUUAUGAAUGAUUCUGCAAGUUGUUUGUUAUUUUCUUAAUCAAGAAAAAUACAGAUGUUACACCUUAUAAUUAAAAUAAAAAAAGGAAACUGAAAGUUUUCACCAAAAAA
This is a messenger RNA of Limulus polyphemus (Atlantic horseshoe crab), 1569 nucleotides long. RefSeq names its product pre-mRNA-splicing factor RBM22-like. The record is from RefSeq and is a predicted model, not a curated record. Lineage: Eukaryota; Metazoa; Arthropoda; Merostomata; Xiphosura; Limulidae. Bases 31 to 1410 code for a protein of 459 amino acids. Gene Ontology annotation, molecular function: metal ion binding; U6 snRNA binding; pre-mRNA binding. Gene Ontology annotation, cellular component: U2-type catalytic step 2 spliceosome; U2-type catalytic step 1 spliceosome; Prp19 complex. The transcript has 9 exons.